Messenger RNA from Tachysurus vachellii, 3581 nucleotides. It is a transcript of the gene alcama, whose product is annotated as activated leukocyte cell adhesion molecule a. The record is from RefSeq and is a predicted model, not a curated record. The coding region runs from base 191 to 1873 and encodes 560 amino acids. Gene Ontology annotation, cellular component: plasma membrane. The transcript has 16 exons. NCBI's taxonomy places the organism in Eukaryota, Metazoa, Chordata, Actinopteri, Siluriformes, Bagridae. Gene Ontology annotation, biological process: cell adhesion.
ACACACACACACACACAGACACAGACAGAGUACAGUCAAGUCAAGUCAGUAUCACUGCACGUUACUCACAACUCCAGUGUCCUGUGCGGUAACAGAAGCGUCUCACUUUUCUACGGCUUGGCUUUAAAAAAGUGCACGGACUUGAUCGUUCAGAGCAGCGCGUGCUUGUGGACAGGAUCCCGGUUUGAGGAUGCGCUCCGUUUUCCUUUUCGGUGCCUUGUUCGCUGUUGCGAUGUUUUCUCAAGCAAGCAGCAUACAGAAGGUCAUCGGCAUGUACGGCGAGACCAUCAAGGUGCCUUGCAACAACGGCGACAACAAGCCAGAAGAUCUGAUGUUCACUAAAUGGAAACAUUCGCGUGAGAACAGCACGUCAGGAGAUAUCUUGGUCAAGCAGGCUCAGAAGGAAGAAGCAAAGAUCUCAGCCACUGACGGCUAUAAGGACCGCGCUAGCAUCGAGCCGGACUCCAGCCUGCUAAUCAAAAACGCGAUCCUUGAUGACCAGCGAGUCUUCACCUGCAUGGUGGUCUCCAUAAAUAAUCUCAACGAAUACCCUGUCGAAGUGGAAGUGCACAAGAAACCAUCAGCACCUGAAUUCAGGAACAAGGCGAGUCAGCUGGACGACGGAAAACUGACGCCGCUGGGAGAAUGUGUAGCUGCCAGCGCAAACCCCCCAGCAGAGAUCAUCUGGGAGAAGAAUAACGAGCCUCUAGUGGCAGACAACAAGCUGAUCAUUGUCCAUGCCUCUGUGAAGAAGGACCCAUCCACCGGUUUGUCCACCACAACCUCUCAGUUGCAGUACACAGCAGGGAAACAGGAUGCGGCCUCAAAGUUCGCUUGCGUUGUUAAACAUGUAACCGGCCCUGACCAGAUAUCUGCACCCGAAACCUUCAGCAUCCACUACCCCACUGAGAAGGUGAGCCUGCAGGUUGAGUCACGGGGUUUCGUUAAGGAAGGUGAUGACGUGACGAUGAAAUGCCAAGCAGAUGGAAACCCUCCUCCCACCAGCUUCAACUUCCACAUUAAGGAUAAGAAGGUAUUGGUAUCCAACUCAGACGUCUACACUCUGCAUGGCAUAAACCGAGCUGACUCUGGAGAAUACAAGUGCUCGCUGAUUGACAAUGAAAACAUGCAGGCUUCAACAAACAUCACUGUCACCUAUCUGGACCUGAAUGUCAUUCCCUCAGGAAACAUCCUGAAAAAGUUUGGGGAGUCGUUGGAGGUGAAGAUAGACAGGAAUUCCUCGAGUGAAGCCGCAGUGGUCUGGACUAAGGACAACGGCAAGCUGGACAAACUCCCCGACUUCAGCUCUCUAACGUACAAUCACGCCGGUUUCUAUGUGUGCGAGGCAUCUGUACCCGGAAUCAAACGCAGCGCCUCCUUUAAGCUGGUUGUGGAAGGCAUCCCGGUGAUUAAGAGUCUGAAAAAAGAGAGAAGCCCAGAUGGCAAAGCAAAGGUGCUGAUCUGUGUGGCUGAGGGUUCGCCUGAACCUGAAGUGUCCUGGAGUGUCAAUGGAACUCUUAGCAAGAGCCAAUACAGCAACGGCGUAAUCACUUACAAACUAACUGUGAUGCCCAGUGCGAACCUGACCGUGACGUGCCGAGUCUCUAACAGUCUGGGCACAGCCAGCAAGGACAUCGAAGUGCUAUCCUUAUGGGAAAAGGCACCAGAUCCCUUAAAAGACGACGACGAUGACAAGGCCAAGCUGAUUGUCGGUGUGGUGGUGGGUCUCAUAUUGGUAGCCGCACUAGUAGGCAUCAUCUACUGGCUGUACAUGAGGAACAGACAAGGCAGCUGGAAGACGGGCGAGAAGGAGGCGGGCACCUCGGAGGAGAGCAAGAAGCUGGAGGAGAACAACCAUAGACCAGAGCCAUAGAGUGACUCACACACAGGACCGAGACACAGAGACGAAGAGAGGCCUUGUCACACUCAAUGUGCUGUACAACACAACAACAUAUCCAUCAUCUGAUCUGAGACUCCUGAUAGGCUGUCAGGCUGCGUAUACAUGCACAUCACUGAAUCGCCUGGAAUAUUUCUAGACCCUCGCCUAACCCAAGACAAACAGUUCCACCAAGCAAAACCCCAGCACCAUGCAAGAAUUAAAAACACCUGUGUUGUAAAGAAAAAAAAAUUAGUAUGCACUGAAAACUGUGUCUUUUUCCUUCUGUUUGAUUUGAUCUCCUUGUGUUCCUUGUGAAUGCUCUCCUAUUUUUUUCUCCAUGCGCGUUGCUGGUGUGAUGGGUUCAGCUAUCCUACUUUAAUCCCUCUCUUUUUAGUAGAAAAAAAAAAUUACUGUACACUUUUCAGGCCUUUGUAAAUAUGUCACUGGUGAGCACAUUCUCUUUGGUCAGCGCUGAGAUUGCUGUAUAAUUCAGGUUUAAGUAACGCAGGUUUAAGGAACCCUGCAGGAAUUUGGAGAGCUAAAGACUUCACUGCUGUUACACUCACGUUCUCUGUUUAGAUUUAUUGUGUGUUUUGUGCCACUUCGAUCAGAAUCAGUAUCAGUUUAGGUUUGUUGCCUCCCGAUUCCCGUCGGCUCCAGAAGCGAGGCUGAUUUCCUAUGAAGCGUUUAGAACACAUUGUAUAUUGAUAGUUAGAGGAAUAUUAGUAGCAAGGUUACAUCUCUGUGGGUUUCAGUUAUAAAUUUGAUGUUUAUUGUUAAAAACAGGGCUGACAGAAAGCCAUCCAAAGCCGAUUACUGGUAAAAAAAAAACAACAACACAUUAAACAGGGUGGUUAUAUGGAAUAGACACUAAGUCCAAAGUCAUAACUCAUAUUUUAGAUUCAUCAGCAAUCACAGGAUGUUUGAUUAUCCAGCUCAAGCAGCAGAGGAGCAUAAAAUCCACCCAGAGUGACACUCGCACCACUUUCCUCAGCCUUGCGCAAAGCCUUAAUGCCUACUAUUUAUUUAAAAAAAAGAAAGAAAUGAAGUUUAGUUUGGUUUCUUUGUGCCAGAGAGAAGGUUCAUCUGCCUUGAUUUCUCUCAGCUUGUGUAGGUUGUCUUUAAGGUGUAGUGCACUUUUGUUCAUAUACAUCAGUACUUGAUCAUUCUGUAUGCUGUUUUUAAUUUAAUUUUAUUUAAUUUUAUUACUCUAUAAUAUGACUGAUUUAAAGUCCCACACUGUAGUUUUUAGCCUGUGAUAGCUUGAGGCUUUGUUCUUUUAACUGUGGUCUGAAGAGGAUGUAAAUAUGUCCAGUCUUUGUGUCUUAGCUCAUGUUUGGCUAUUUAUGUUGUGUAUGAGGUUAGCUGCACUUUGCCUGGGCAUUAGUUAGCUAGAAACCCCUCCUCCUCUUCCUCUUCCUCCUCCUCCUCUUCCGUUCCACAUACAGUUAUUUAUUUUCAGAAUGUACCACUUUAAGAUGAUUAUGUGAGCUAUUUGGGAACGCUAAGGUUUAGACUCUUUCUGGAUGUAUUUGGGAUUUUUUUUUUUGUUUUUGUCUCAUGCAUAUAUAUUUUUUUUAUUUCAAACCAUCAGGGCAGCAGUGAAACCAAAGAGGGUAACUGAGAAGAAGGCCAUAAAAGUGUUUGUAAAUACCAACUUUUGGUUUUGUACUUUUGUUGAAAAUAAAGUGUACAUUUUGAA